Rhineura floridana is the source of this 4800-nucleotide messenger RNA. RefSeq names its product RAB7B, member RAS oncogene family (gene RAB7B). The coding region runs from base 209 to 853 and encodes 214 amino acids. Gene Ontology annotation, biological process: phagosome-lysosome fusion; endosome to lysosome transport. Gene Ontology annotation, molecular function: GTPase activity; GTP binding. The record is from RefSeq and is a predicted model, not a curated record. Gene Ontology annotation, cellular component: lysosome; phagocytic vesicle; late endosome. Lineage: Eukaryota; Metazoa; Chordata; Lepidosauria; Squamata; Rhineuridae. The transcript is spliced from 6 exons.
UUUUCAGCACUUCUACUCGGACUACUGGAUGCGGGGGAGGAGGGGAAGAAAGAAACAGGAAAGAAGAUCAACCACGCUCAGGGCAUGGGAUGGGAUCCUGCUCUGAAAUCUUGCCUGACUGUCUUGUCUCCUUAAGGCUUUUGUUCUCUUUUGAGCAUUCUCGGGAGCAGGCACAGAGGAGGGGUGAGAAGUUGGAAGUUUGCAGCUCAUGAAAAAGCCGGAUCCCACAGGAGGAAUAACAGUUCCAUUCAUGAAUUCAAGUAAGAGAGUAGAUUUGAAAAUAAUUAUCAUUGGAGCUUUGGGUGUAGGGAAGACCUCGCUCCUCCACCAGUAUGUUCACAAGAAAUUUUACGAAGACUAUCGAACCACCCUGGGAGCCAGUAUCCUGUCCAAAGUGGUAGUUGUGGAUAACACCCCACUGAAAAUGCAGAUUUGGGAUACUGGAGGGCAGGAACGAUUCCGGUCCAUGGUAUCCACUUUCUACAAAGGCUCAGAUGGCUGCAUGCUGGCCUUUGAUGUCACGGACAUGGAUUCCUUUGAGUCCUUGGAUGAUUGGAGGGAAGACUUUCUGCAGAAGGUUGUCCCUAUGGAGCAAGGUUUCCCUAUGGUCGUGCUGGGGAAUAAAAUUGAUUUGAGGGAUCGGCAGGUGUCCAAGGAGGCAGCUUCAUCCUGGUGCAAAGAAAAGGACAUUGCAUAUUUUGAAGUAAGCGCCAAGAAUGAUAUCAAUGUGGUUCAGGCUUUUGAGACUCUAGCAAGACAAGCACUAUCAAGGUACAAAGGGAUCAUCGAGAACUACCUAACUGAUUCUAUAAAGCUCACUCCUGAAGACCAGCCCAGGAUAAAAUGUUGCUGAGAUGUCAUUUGGAAAGGGAUGGCAUUUCCAGGUUUUUGCAUGGAAGAGCCACUGAAAAGUCCCUCUUGCGUCUUCCCCAUCAGGGAUGGAGAAAUAACUGAAGUAAUAUUGUUCUCCAUUUGCAAGCAAAGGCCAUAAUUACUGGCAAUUACUGAACAUGUAGAUGAAAAUCAGCCUGAAGUAUCUGGAUUAUAUUAGCCCAUCCAAACUGGACUGUGGUUCUGAUCCUACUACAGACCUGUUGGUUGAAGUACCUCCAUGAAGAGACUUGAUACAUCUGUCUGUGCUCUCAUUUUGAUACUGUCUUCCACUUUUUUGUUGUGGUCUUCUGGUUGAGACAGGCAAACUGCCAUCUAUUUCUAGAUAUUCAGCCUUUGGUGUGUGGCAUGCAAAUACAGUACAUUCCUGAAUGAUAGCCCAACACAAGCAUGAUAUGAGCCAAGGCAGAGCCCUCAGUGCCCUCUUAGUUUGUACAGACUGAAUUUUCAUUGGAAAUGCAAAAUUCAUGUUUGUUCAGCAAAUAUGCAGUGGCUAAGUCAUUCCACAAGUUGCUUAAGUUGAAGAUGAUACUAUAAAUGUAGCUUUUAAAAAAAUCAUUCUCAGGAAAGAGGCAUUCCUAACUGUAAGAAUACAACCCAGUACAGUCCCACUUUACAGGCAUGCACAUUUAUGAUAUGUGCAUAGAGGCACUCAUGUUACUGAAUCAUUCUCACUGCUGUUUUUCUAUAUAUUAUAGAAAUUUCCUACCAUGCAUUUCUCCAAGUGUUAGUAGAACCAGUGGAGACCUCCCCUCCCACCCGCAACACACACACACAUACAUUUGUGGUGGGAUGUUGCACACCUAGAAAGCAAAAUGACAGAGAGCUGUUGUGUUACAGGGAUUUGUGAAACUGGGACAAUGCCUGCCUUGAAUGAGAGGUCUGCAAAGUGGAGCAAUAGGAAAUGGUACUGAAGUUUAAAAAAAGAAAAAGAAAUAAUAGAUAGAAUCUGAGCAUGAAAAUAUAGUAGAAACUUGAAAGAGAAUACAGGCAUGUUUGGCAAGGAAGGAAAUACCUUGAUUUUCUGGAUGCCCUUUUCUUUCUUAGCACUGUUCUGGAGCCUUAGGGCGCCCUAGCCAGGACAUGUUUUUAACAUGGACGAACAUGGCUUAGCCUGAGAAAUGAACAUGUUGCGAACGAAGAAAGGAAAUAAGCCACAAGGCAAGUUUAGUAACUGAAAUGAAGGUGAACUGCCACAUGAGUGGGAUACAUCGGUUUGUGCUAAAAUAUGCCUAUUUUGUGAAUGUAAACUUUGCAUUGGCUAGAAUGUAAAUUCAGUUCUUCCCAUCCCGCCUCACCCCAGCAUCAUCCUCUAUAUAAGGGAAGUCUAAAAUGUUUGGAACUUUCUAGUUUAGAAAAAAAAGUGUGGGGGGCAGACAUGAUAGAGAUUUAUUUUAAAAAAUGCAUGGUAGGAAAAUAUAGUUUUUUCUCCCUCCCUCCCCAUUCUAGAAGUCAUGGUCACCUAACGACAUUAACUGGCAGCAGGUGUAAUAAUAGAAAGCACUAAUUCCUUAUUAUGUGUAAUUAACAAGGAAGUCACUUCUGGGUGUAAUUAUGACAACUCAUUUAGAAGCUUAUAAAAUGGGUUAGACAAAUUAAUGGAAGGUAGAUCCAUCAAUGACUAUUACCAUGAUAGCUAAAUAAUGGAACCUGCAUGUUCAGAUACAGUUCACUUCUCAGUAUAAAGUAGGUCAUGUCUUGCUUGCAGACUUUCUGAAGGCACCUGGCCACUGUUGGAAACAGGGUGCUAUAACAGAUGGACCCCAGAUCUUAUCCAAUAGUGAUAUCCGUAUGUUCUUAUGUAUUUGCUCCUCAUGUGAGCAUGCUGAAAGGCCCCCUGUUGAGUUGAAAUGCAUUACUUGUGAAUUCUAUACAUAUGUGAUAGGCAGAAACCAUAUUCAGAAAUAAAGCUCUCACACUGAAUCAACUUGAGAGCAGAGAACAGAACCACAUCAAGUAGUCGCGCCCCAUGACCUCUGCAUAUUCAUUAUGUUCACAAUGAACAUGCAAAUAUAAGAGUUGUGGCAAGUUAGCAUGCAUGAAGUUGGAGGUGAGGCUAUUCAGUGCUGGUCCUGCUCAUACAGAUAUUCCAUGCAUGAGCAUUGUUUCUGAAUAUAGUAGAGUCAUUUUUAAAUCAACUGUACAGUCUAGCCAAUGUUGAUGCAGAGAAUGCAAGAAAACACUAGUUUCUGCAGUCACCUUGCAAUGAAGAUCUGCGUAAAUCACAGUCUUGUAAAAGGAUCAACAUAUAGUCUGAGUCAACACACUCACAAGUUGAUUUUGGGAAUCUGCACUUUCAGGCUAUUUUGUGAAAUGCCUUGGAAUUCAGCUUUGGCUGACAAAGACAGGGCGAAUUUUACUUUGGUUAUUGCAAUGCCACCCUGUUAUAUCUUGCAAAGGAGCAGCCGCUUCCACAGAACUUUCCUGAUUCACUAAAUAGGAUGGUGAUCUCCAAAGUCCAUCACACACAGCCCACUGAAAUCACCCCAAGACUUCUGUUAAGUCCUGUGAGUUAGGGUUUUGGUGAAUAGCUACAAUUGCAUUAGCCAGAAUGUAGAUUGUGUAAUACAUUCAAUCUGGUAUUAGAAAAUGCAUAGAACUGUGUAGAAAAGUUUUUUUUAAAAAUGUGAAAAAUGCCAGGUGUGUGAGCCUUCUCUUGUAUGCUGCUACAGAGCAGGGGGUGAACCCGAACUCAUCAGCUCAUAAAGAUAUCCAAGUUUAUUGCUUUAUCCUGCCACCAAUUCCCGUGGGCAGCUAUUUCCUGUAUAUUCAGCAGGAAUAUAUUAACUUGCCAAGAGUUAGGUUUGAGUUUGCAAGCACAGCCCAGUAUAAGCUGUAUUUGUAGGGAGGGUUGAAACUGAAUAAAUGUCAUGGCAAAGGCAGAGCCUAAUCAAGAAUGCAGUCGCAUCCAUGUCUGGCUGCUGUGUCAGCUGUUGGGCUGAUAUAUCAUGCCUUUUUAACAGUUACAGUCUUGAGCAGGAUUCUUAGAAAUGUGGCAGUGCUGAAUGUUUAGAAAAAAAAUUCAGCACUGAUUUGCUUAGUUUCUAACCUGUCCUAUUGAUCAGGGUCAGUCUAGGCAACAAGUUGAAAAUAUUAUACAUGCUCAACGGAUAUUGCUAAGAUACAUAUACAACUAAAAUAACCCCACACUUAUCCUCAACCACUAAAUGCCUGCUUAAAUUCAAACUCCUUGCAUCACUUUUGGAAAGUGUCCAGGCCUAGCCUUUGGCUGUUCUAUGGGGAAAGGAAGUAAAUGAACCAAAUGCCAUUCAUGAAUUGUCACUUAGGCUCCUAAUUCCCUCUAUGAGCUUAUAGGAAGUAAGAACACUUCUUUCCAGUUGUAGUUGCUCAACAAAGUUGCAACUGUGAUUUGAUGGUGGUGUGAUCCUGUUUUUGCUCUCUGUAUAGGGUUCAUAUUAUUUCAGUAUAAGAUCUUCCUAGACACCACUGUUCUUUACUUUAUGGCCUCCUCAUUUUCCCUGAUCUCAUCAGGAAAAUUGAAGCCAUCAUGAGGCGUAUAUAGGCUAACCUCUUGACAUCUCUGCAAAACUCACUGUAAUGCACCAUGAUGGUCUCAAGCCGUGGUUUCCAGCUAUCAGAUUUUGGCACCUUAGGUCCUGCACCACCAGAUAGCCAGACCACGCUCCACAGAGCAAGGACACCCUCUAGUUCUGUCAGCCUGAAAGUGGUUAGUUGACCUUGCAGGCAAGUGUAUAGGCACAAGGUCCUAGAAAAUCAUUUCUUCUGGUCUAGCAGUCUAAGCAACUUUAUCUAGACAAAUCAUCAUCAUCAUCUAAAUUUCUAUCCUGCCUUUCCUCUGAAAGGAGCCCAGGGAAGCAACCACCAAAGUGGUAAAACAAUACAAUUAAAAAUAGGGCCCAAAAUUAUUGAUAUUGGGGGAGUGCUGUU